Molecule: messenger RNA, 884 nt
Organism: Patella vulgata (common limpet)
Lineage: Eukaryota; Metazoa; Mollusca; Gastropoda; Patellidae
Product: 28S ribosomal protein S2, mitochondrial
Exons: 3
Coding region: 20-814 (264 amino acids)
Biological process (GO): translation
Cellular component (GO): ribosome; mitochondrial small ribosomal subunit
Molecular function (GO): structural constituent of ribosome
Source: RefSeq, a predicted model, not a curated record
UUAUCACCCGUUGACCAAAAUGGCGAUGCCCUUGGUAAACGUGUUGAGAAGAAAUUUUAAAACAUUUUGCACAUUUGAAUUCAGAAGACAAUCGUCACAGUUUGUUAAGGCAGCAGGCAAUUCGCGUCUAUAUUCAUCUACGUCAUCUCAACCCACACAAACAGUUAAUGAAACAGACUUGGAUGAUUCGGUUCAGAAUGUCAAGGUUUUACGACAUGAUGAUUACUUUAAUAUAAAACAUUUAGUGACAAUUAAAGAGUUGUUUUCUGCUAAUGUGCACCUGGGACAUAAGUCUGGAUGUCGCAAUCCGUUUAUGGCUCCAUACAUUUAUGGUAAUAGAUUAGGACUGGAUAUCAUCGACUUGGAACAAACAAAGACAUUACUACAAGAUGCCUUGAAUUUUACAGCACACAUAGCCUAUCGUGGUGGCAUAAUUCUGUUUAUUAGUCGUAAUCGUCAAACACUUCCUCUGGUGGAAGAAACUGCAAGGGAAUGCGGAGAAUAUGCCCACUGUCGGUAUUGGAAGGGAGGAACUUUUACAAAUGUCACUUCCCAAUUUACACGAUUACCUGAAUUGUGUAUUUUUAUAAAUUGUUUGAAUAGUGUAUUUGACACUCAUAUAGCUGUGAUUGAUUCAGCCAAGUUAAUGAUACCUUCGGUAGGAGUUGUCGAUACAAACUGUGACCCCAGGUUAAUUAGUUAUCCUGUACCCGGCAAUGAUGACACACCAGUUGCUGUGGACUAUUAUUGUAGACUGUUCAAGGCAGCCAUUAUGGCUGGUAAACAAAAACGUUUUGAAGAUGGACAUGCAUAAUACUGUAUAAUAUUUAUAAAUGUUCUUUUGUGUAUUUCUUGAAUAAAACGUAGGAGUAAAAGAUUUUGAA